Molecule: messenger RNA, 6843 nt
Organism: Scylla paramamosain (green mud crab)
Lineage: Eukaryota; Metazoa; Arthropoda; Malacostraca; Decapoda; Portunidae
Biological process (GO): activation of adenylate cyclase activity; hormone-mediated signaling pathway; adenylate cyclase-activating G protein-coupled receptor signaling pathway
Cellular component (GO): plasma membrane
Molecular function (GO): G protein-coupled peptide receptor activity; protein-hormone receptor activity; protein binding
Source: RefSeq, a predicted model, not a curated record
AGCCAGUGCCCAGAUUAGCGGAGUGUUUUCUGGGUGUGCGAAUAGUGAGCCUCUGUAUUCUAAACUAGUGCUUGCAUUAAUAUUAAUAUACAAGAUACUGAACAUGGUGCUGCUUCGUCCCGCCUCCCACAAAACUCGAUCAGGGAAUGUAUUUGAAAUGGUACUGCCAAAAUAAGUAGAACAAAACAAGACGGAAUUAAUUAACACUACAAACAUUCCCGAUAAAAAUACACGUGUGACUUUUAACACAUACCGAUCACAGUACGGGAAAGACUGACUGGACGAAGGACAAGCAAGUGUAUUCGUUAACUGUGUGCUUUCUGUAUCUGCAAGUACCGUGAGUCUCUGUACCCUUGACUAGUGCUUAUAGUAGUAUUAGUCACUAGAGAAAAUACUUAAGUUGGUGUUAAUAUGUCCAGCGUUCACGAAAAAUGAUCAGUACUUACGAUAGAACUGCCAAAAUAAGCAGAACAAAAAAGUCGUAAGGUACUAACACCACAAAAUAUUAGCGAUACAAAAACGCACGUGUGACUGUUUGACUCGUACAAUCAUCACAGUAAUGAAACGACUCACAGGCGAAAGAAAUGGAGAGUCGAGUGCGGCAAAAAAAUUAAUAUCGAGGAUCAUGAUUGUCUUUUCCUCUCGAUGAUUUGCUUCCCGCGAGAAAACCUAACUUUUACGUAGGCAAACCGUAUCAUGCGCACUGCAACAGGACCCGUGAGGCGCCUGGGGAACGCCAAUCAAGGUUUCUCUCAGCCGUUGCCGGUGACCUGAACGAGAGAGAUAAGUAAAUGAAGCUAUGACUCGUCUUUAACUUGAUCUGUAAAGUGGAAAUAAGAUAAAGUGAAUAAAAUACUGGAAUUCAAAGUGAUCACGACUAUAAUGGGAAAAAAUAAGUGAAGUUUAUGUAAAUUUGCACUUGAUUCAAACAAGUACAAGACGAAAUUCACACACACACACACACACACACACACACACACACACACACACACACACACACACACACACACACACACACACACACACACACACACACACACACACAUCUGCCAUGCUGCCGCGGAGGUGAGCAGGUGUGAAUCACGUGGAGGCGGGAGACACGACUGAGAAGAGGAAGGUGCAGGACAGAACAUUGACUUAAUCCAUCAUGCAGGACUCGAGCACACCGCUGUACGUCUGGCCAAUUGACAGGUGAUGUGAGUGAUGACGGGAAGAAACGUUCCUCUCCCUCGCACCGCUUCUCCCAGGCCCCUCAGACCCCUGCUUCCUCUUCUACUGGUGGUGUUUUGCUGCUCCGCUCCUGCCCAUCCUGCCUCCUCGGUGGGGAGGCAGGGAGCUGGGGGCGAUGCAGGGCAGACGGGAAGCAGGGGCGUGCUGAGCAGUGUGUGGCGGCACGGCGGGGCGCCCCAUCCUCUGAAUACCGAUGACUCACACAAUCCCAAAGGAGAAGGUGAAGUGGUCGGGGCAAGGACUUGGGAUCCGGAUGAUGGAGAUUACAGUGAGUCACGAAGCGUGGCAUUACGAAAGAGAAGGCAUCUGUAUCACGGGGAAUACCCAGUGAGCAGAAAAAGUGCGCAUCGAUCUCACGAGUCCUUGGAUGCUGACGAACGCUCAUCUCAAAAUAGCAAAAGGUCCUCCUCGUCCUUCUUCGUCUCCUCAGAUUGGAGACAACCCACAAGUUCCUCAGGACGCAAGGGGCCGAGGGAUAUCCGUCCAGGAAAUUGGGCUCAGGAAGCCGGAGAGUUUAAGCGGGUAUCGAGCGGGGAUGAGAGCAGCAAGAGAAAAGCGUCUCCGUCACAACACAAGUCCUCUAUUAUGAGAGGAAAAGGAGAGUGGCGGCGGGCGGCGAGGGGAAGCGAAUUGCUCUCUCGGCGGGGGCGGAAAGUGCUGCAAGACAACACCCAGGGCGACUUUCAGGCAGACAGGAAUAUCGCACGCUUCACCUCCCACGAGAAUGAGAACCCCAGUCACUCCAGCACGCCCCUUGGGGAACGACCGGCGGCCCUCGGCACAGACGGGACGCCACGCAUUGAUCACUUCGGCGUGCCGGUAGACACCAACGCAGGAUACAUUCCCCCAAGCAUAGACCCGGCAGCCUACCCUCUCCGGGAUCACCAGUGGCACUCCGGCACUGGCACCAUGCCACUCGAGGCGCAGCAAACUGGUUUCUCGCACUACGGGGACAGUCUGCAGCCGGGACUUGUGGACCAAACCUCUUACGACCUGGAGGAGGUACUGGCGAGGGAGAGGGCGGCGCUGGCGGCCAACACUCUUAUGGUGCACCAGCCUCCGCUUGACUCCUUCCACAGUGAUCCCGGCUGCGGCUGCUGGGAGACUGACACUGAAAAGUCCUACUGGGAGUGUAGCUGCUGGAACUGUAACCUCAACCAAGUCCCAACCAACUUCUCCGGCCCUGUCAGCAUUAUAACCCUGAGCAACGUGAACCUCAAGACAAUUCGCAACGAUUCCUUCACUCGCUACCGGGAAACUCUCAACGAUCUGGUGCUCGACAAGAUGGGGGAGCUGAGCGCUAUUGAGGCCGGGGCUUUCAAAGGACUCAACCACCUCCGAUCCAUCUACAUCCACUCGGCCCCGAAGCUCCAAGCCAUGCCCAACCUUACCUUCAACGAGGACAACACCAAGCUCAUGAUUUUCCGCAUCACCAACUCUGGCCUGGAGACGAUCCCUUACAUCGAGAACGCCGCGUCGGGCAAAAUAAUCCAGAUGAUUGAGAUGGACACAAACCGCAUCCAGAAGGUGGGCAGUCGGUCUCUUCACGUCAUGGUCGACUCGCUGUCCCUCAACUAUAAUCGUAUUGAGGAGGUGGAAAGGGAGGCGUUUGCUGGUUCUCAGAUCGCCAAGCUGAGUCUGAAGGGAAACCGCCGCCUGCGCAGUCUUCACGUGGAGGCUUUCAAGGGCAUCGGCAGCCUUCGCACUCUGGACCUUUCAGAGACUUCCAUCACCUCACUACCGACGAUGGGGCUGACGGACCUGGAAGUGCUCAUCCUGGAAAGAACACCGACCCUGAAGGUGUUUCCCUCCGUGUACUCCUUCAAGAACAUCGAGAAGGCGCACCUCACCUACCCCUACCACUGCUGCGCCUUCCAGUUCCCACCAGCAGCACGAUCCGAGGAGGUACGAGGAGUCCAUGCGGAAGAUGGAGCAGCGAUGCCUCUGAUAUCACCUCGCCCAACCCCCUCGUCCUGGCUCCCCACCACCCGCCCGCGUCGCCGCCGUGUUCAGGUUAGCCAGGGCACCACGACGUCUCCCGUCGAGCCUCACUCCAGUGGCGAUGUUUACGGGCAGGCCCCAGUAGACUACAUCCCGGAGGAGGGGAGUUCCGGGGAGCGGUGGGGGGUAGUGAGUCACGGCGAGGGCUGGGGCACCGUCAGUCUGUCCUCCCCAGGCGCCAGUGACGAGCUUGUGGGGAACGCCAAGAGGCAUGAACGCAGCCGGCAGUUUGAGAGGCCACAGCGCCCCGCUGAGAGUUCCACAGAAAAGCUUGUUCACCACUCCUCGCCCCAGCGGAGGAAGGAAUUGACGGAAACCACUACAGAUGCUGCGUCUUCAAAUCUGCCACACGCCCACGCCCGCCACUCCAGCCACCACGCCAGACUCCUGAAGCCACAGCACGAGCCCGACACCCCCGGCGCCGAGGGAUCAGACCGCCCGUCACUCAAGCCGAAGGGUCGAUUCCGCCGCGGCAGCCACACCCAGCUGGGGCCUCGCCUGCCUCGCGCCCCUCGCUCGCAGGACGGAGGCAAAGUCGCUUUUCGCCACGAGUCCCGCUUCGGCCAGCAGGCAGCGGCGCUCAUCUGGGAACCCCAGCAGGUCACCAUUCCGCGGCCCGAGAAACGUGACCCUUAUAACGAUCAGCUUAAUUUCCACUCGGACUCGCCCAGGAAGGAGUUCGUGGGAGGCGGCGUGGGGAGCAACUUCCCUAUAAUUCCACUUGGGUUCGGGUCCUUCAACAAUACGUACACUAAAGUCCCCCAGAGUGUGUACGCAAGACCCAACGCGUCCACUCAGGGUUGGGAGGACCACGUGUGGUCUGAGCCUGCCCCGCCCCUCGACUCAGGUGACGAGCCAACUUACCUUCUUAACGCCCCAGUGCCACACCCUGUCGAACCCCACAAGGACGACAUGGGGGGAACCUUUCACGGCGGGGUGUUCAACACUGGACCCGUGGGUGAAGUGUGGCACAAGGGGCACGAGGGACGUGGCACCAAGCACUCCAGCACGUGGCUGCACGGGCAAGUGAACAUCUCCGCCAAGAACACCACCAUCUACAUACCCUGCGGCAACCUCUCCAAAGACUACCACAACGUGCAAUGUAGCCCGGGGCCCGACGCCUUCAACCCCUGUGAGGACAUCAUGGGGAAUCUGGCGCUGCGGUUGGCGGUGUGGGUGGUGGUGGUGACUGCCGUGGUGGGCAACCUGGCCGUCAUGAUUGUUCUUAUCUCCUCCAAAUUCAAAAUGACUGUGAGCAAGUUCCUGAUGGUUAACCUCGCCCUGGCUGACCUGUGCAUGGGUUUGUAUCUCCUUAUCAUCGCCGCCAUGGACCUUCACACCAUUGGGGAUUACUUCAACUACGCUAUUGACUGGCAGAAUGGCCCCGGGUGCAAGGUGGCGGGCUUCCUGACAGUGUUCGCCUCUGAGCUGUCCAUCUUCACGCUGACGGUGAUCACGUCCGAGCGGUGGUACGCCAUCACCUACGCCAUCCACCUCAACAAGCGACUCAAGCUGUCCAUGGCGGUGAAGAUCAUGGUGGGCGGGUGGACGUACUCCAUAGCCAUGGCAACCCUGCCCCUCGUGGGCGUCUCCAGCUACAGCAAGACGAGCAUCUGCCUGCCCAUGGAGACUGGUGACGGCCUGUCCCUGGCGUAUCUGGUGUCGCUGCUGGUGGUCAACGGCCUCGCCUUCUUCGUCAUCACCGCCUGUUAUAUCUCCAUGUACUUCUCCAUCAGCCGCCACGACGCCACCACCGAGCACUCCGACCUCACGGUGGCCAAGAGGAUGGCGCUCCUGGUCUUCACUGACUUUGCUUGCUGGGCGCCCAUUGCCUUCUUCGGACUCACAGCGGUAGCAGGUGUUCCGCUGAUUAACGUCACUCGGGCCAAGAUACUACUGGUGUUCUUCUAUCCCCUCAACUCGUGCGCCAAUCCCUACCUCUACGCUAUCCUGACGAAGCAGUACAGGCGAGACCUCUUCAUCCUGCUGGCGCGUUAUGGGUUCUGCACCAAGAGGGCGAUGAAGUACAAGGGCGCCUACUCGUCCGUCAACAACACUUUCCCUCACAACACGGUGGUGAACGCGCCCAACCACCGCAGCUCCACCCUCACGCAGAUCACGUUGUGCGACCUCACCCGCACCAGAACCUCGCAGCAGAGCAACAACGGGUCUCUUCUGGGCGGCACCAUCGUCGGAGGCUCCCAGGACUCCCUUCAGAGGAAUGUCUCUCCGAUCAGGACCCCCACCAAGCCUGAGACUACGUGCGGGUGUGCGGGAGCGGAGAACGAGCGUCUCAGCACCGUGCAGGAGAUGAGCCACAGCAACCCUAGCGACGAGGAGCCAUCAGACGACCACCUUCCCUCCGGCGACGACGACUCCCACAGUGGGGUGAUGAAGCAGGCAGGCUCCCCUCACCCCAUCAAGAACUGCUACACGCGCCUCUCCUUCACCCCAGAGCAGGAGGAGAUUCUGAAACAUGCGCUCAAUGUGUCCAAGGCGAAGAAGAAGAGAGGGAGGAGCGACAUAGAAAACGUGGACCAAGCCGCGCAGGGACUUUUAGGCGAUCAGAGAAAACUUGGUGUAGAAAACGGGAACUCACUAUGCCAAGGGGAAGCUAUUGUGAUUUGCGAGAUGGAGCUUUGCAGGGAGGAAGGUGAGGUGGACAGUAGAGGUAGGCAUAGAAUUUCCAGGGUAUCUGAAGACGAGGAGGAAGAGGAGGAGAAGGAAAACGAACAGGAAUUAGAAAGUAAGAUAGAGGCCACGUCUUCUGUAUAACACUGGCUCGUCAUUUGUCUCGAAGCUCCAUUAGAGUUGUGUAGUCCCGCGCUUCGCUUAUUAUGAUUAUUUUUUUUUUUCUUGGAUGAUUCAAAGUCCCUCCAGUUGUCAUAUCAGCGCAGGCAGAGAGAGAAAAACAGGAAGGUAAACAGUUAUAACAAUGCAUCUUCUCAUCCACUCAUCCAUUCAUGACCUCAUCCCAUCCAUCAGUAAGUUAAGAUUCAUACGCAUUGCUAUUGAUUCAUUUGCCCCUAUCCGAAAUUUGAGCCUCAAAUGAAGCAGGAGGAACAAAAGUCGGAUAGUUCUGUAUAUAUUACCUACGUUGACUUUUUUUUUCUUUUUUUUACUUCUCAGCAAAUUUAUUCCUUCCCAUUCAAUUCAUCGAUUCAUCGGGGGAUCAUCCUUCCUUCCUCUUCCCCUCCUUCCCUUCGCUCGAAAAAUUGGCGUAUCUAUUCAGUUAUUGAGUGGAGACGAUACUGGAAUAGAUAUCGCUAAUUUAUAUACUGACUGGAUGUGCGUAGAGUGUUCGAGUGCUUAGUUCUUUAAUACGAGAGAGAGAGAGAGAGAGAGAGAGAGAGAGAGAGAGAGAGGAAGUACUCACUCAUAACUCCAUUUAAGUAAGAUCAUUUGCAUCAUCUAUUUAUUAGUGUUAGCAUGUACAUAAACUUUUCCGUCCUCACACGAGCUCCCAAUCUUCUGUUCGCUGCUCCCUGUCUCCCUCGACUGUAUAUUUCCCGUAAGUUCGAUAAUCGCUCGUCGUGUCCUGUAAGACCGCGAGGAAGAAGCUACGUCUCUGUAUUUUUGGCAUUAAUAAAAGUCGUCUGUAACGCUUCAGUA